Molecule: messenger RNA, 2030 nt
Organism: Sorghum bicolor (sorghum)
Lineage: Eukaryota; Viridiplantae; Streptophyta; Magnoliopsida; Poales; Poaceae
Product: phosphoenolpyruvate phosphatase
Exons: 10
Coding region: 228-1658 (476 amino acids)
Molecular function (GO): acid phosphatase activity; metal ion binding; protein binding
Source: RefSeq, a predicted model, not a curated record
GUCACGGCUUUUAGUUUGCUCGCCAGACUGACUUGAUUGGUGGGUGAUUUGCCAACGCUGCGGCAGCGCCGUCGAGCACGGAGCCCGCCGGGAGGCUCCUGCACCUGCCGCUCCAGGGUGCGCUGAGGCCAUUGCUCAUCUCCUCCUUUGUGGAGCGGAGAUCCCACCCGAGCGCCAAUUGGUCUCCUCUUUCGUUGGCAGGCUGAGUAACGUCAACUCUUGAACCAAUGAGGGGUUGGGGCUUGCUCGUGUUAUCGCUACAUGUUCUUUCAUGCCUGGUUAGUGGUGUUGCCUCUGGUCGAACAAGCUCUUACGUGCGCACAGAGUUCCCAUCUACAGAUAUACCUCUAGAUAGUGAAUGGUUUGCCAUUCCAAAGGGAUAUAAUGCUCCACAGCAGGUUCAUAUCACCCAAGGUGACUAUGAUGGAAAGGCAGUUAUAGUAUCUUGGGUUACUCCGGAAGAACCUGGGCCAAGUGAAGUGUUUUAUGGCAAGGAGAAACAAUAUGACCAGAAAUCAGAAGGAACAACAACAAAUUAUACGUUUUACGAUUACAAAUCUGGAUACAUACACCAUUGCCUUGUUGAUGGCCUUGAGUAUAACACUAAAUAUUAUUACAAGAUUGGUAGCGGAGAUUCAGCUCGAGAAUUCUGGUUUGAAACACCUCCAGCAAUUGAUCCAGAUGCAUCAUACACAUUUGGCAUCAUAGGUGAUCUGGGGCAAACAUUUAAUUCUCUCUCAACUCUUCAACAUUAUGAGAAAACUGGAGGUCAAACUGUUCUUUUUGUUGGGGACUUGUCGUAUGCUGAUAGAUAUGAACAUAAUGAUGGCAUUCGUUGGGAUUCUUGGGGUCGAUUUGUUGAGCGCAGUACUGCAUACCAGCCAUGGAUUUGGAAUACUGGAAACCAUGAAAUAGAGUACAGGCCUGAUCUGGGAGAAACUUCUACAUUCAAGCCAUAUUUGCAUAGGUAUAUGACUCCAUAUUUGGCAUCAAAGAGCAGUUCUCCUAUGUGGUAUGCUGUCAGGCGUGCAUCUGCUCAUAUCAUCGUGUUGUCUAGCUACUCUCCAUUUGUAAAAUACACUCCUCAAUGGUGGUGGCUGAAGAACGAAUUCAAGCGUGUGGACAGGGAAAAGACACCUUGGCUUAUCGUUCUCAUGCAUUCUCCCAUGUACAACAGCAAUGAGGCACAUUAUAUGGAGGGCGAGAGUAUGAGGGCUGCUUUUGAGAAAUGGUUUGUGAAGUACAAGGUCGACUUGGUAUUUGCAGGGCAUGUUCAUGCUUAUGAGAGAUCAUACCGCAUUUCUAAUGUCAACUACAACAUAACAUCGGGAAAUCGAUAUCCAGUGCCAAACAAAUCUGCUCCCGUUUACAUAACAGUUGGUGAUGGAGGCAACCAGGAAGGACUUGCUUCAAGGUUUUAUGACCCCCAGCCAGACUACUCAGCGUUCAGGGAGGCCAGUUAUGGUCAUUCACUUUUACAACUGAAAAACAGGACUCAUGCUGUCUAUCAGUGGAACAGAAAUCAUGAUGGGAAUCCUGUUCCAGCAGACACCGUGGUGUUUCAUAACCAGUAUUGGACAAGCAGCACGCGCCGCAGAAGGCUGAAGAAGAACCAUUUCCAUCUCGAGAACCUUGAAGAUCUGAUUUCCCUAUUCUAAGAAAGCCAGUCUCGCAGAAUGUCACGCAGCUUGAACUUUGUGGAAAAAACGCAGCAUAACAGCACCGUUGCUAAGUGCCCCUGCUUCUCUUGGAAGCAGCAGAACCAGUCAUCAGACUGGCAAUGGCAAGUCCAGCUACCUGAUUUCAUGCCAAAGGAGCCAUGGGGACCUCUGUGGAUCUGAAAUUCUGAAUGCUGUACUCGUAUGAAAAUAGUGCAAAUAAUACGGCUGUAUCCGUACAGAUGUAACAUUUUAUACGUAUACAGUAAAUACACAUCAGUUUCUUCCACCGUUAUCCGGGAACCAUUUUCGCCUGUCUGCAUUGUGGCCAGUGGAAAUUUGUUAUUUGCGGAUUAAUAAUCCCUUUCAUUC